Messenger RNA from Cryptococcus wingfieldii CBS 7118, 762 nucleotides. RefSeq lists its product as hypothetical. NCBI's taxonomy places the organism in Eukaryota, Fungi, Basidiomycota, Tremellomycetes, Tremellales, Cryptococcaceae. The record is from RefSeq and is a predicted model, not a curated record. The coding region runs from base 1 to 762 and encodes 253 amino acids. The transcript has 3 exons.
AUGGCACCCCUUCCCUUCCACCUCUCCCUCCUCCUCCGCCCACUGUCCCCACCCGUCGCCACGACCCGGCUGAAAGCCAACAUCUUUGCCCUCUUUCUCUUUGCUAUACGCAACCUCUUCCCCCCGUACCAAGCUACCAAGAGCUUACUCGUCAGUCUGAGCGAAAAGCUGGAAGGAACCACAGGAAGGCAACAGAGCUGGGGGGAGGCUGGAGUCAAUAUAGGAGAGGGACUGCUGGCGAUAGUGCUCGUGUGGAAUACGGUAGAAGCCUUUGUUGCUUUGCAAUACCCUUCGACCUAUGUGCCUCCCCAUCCAAAGACUAUGAACAUUACCCCUGCUAGCGUGUCGUCCCCUCUGACACGACCAUACUCGCCCCAAAAGUCUUGCACUCCAACACAACAACCACAAGUAUCCUCUCGCGCCCUCCCAUCUUCUGCGUCGUUCCAAACCCCCUCCUCUACGCCCCUCCGCCAAGCUCCCACGCAGGCGCAUCAGCUAUCCCAGUCUACCUCCCACCCGCUCUCCUCCUCUACCUCGUCGAAUCUGUCUUCGUCUACUGCCAGAAUUCUCAACCUGCCCGUGCCAGAAUCGCCUUCCAAUGGGCUAUUCUACGAGCGCAAGUCGCCUGUCAAGGCUGGGGCUGCUGCGGGUGCUGUUGGAGGGGUAGGCGGAGACUUUGUCCUGGUGGAUAGAGACGAGAAGGAGUGGGUGGAUAAUGUUUGGAAGGGCGUUAGAGGAAAGGGUGGCAAGCUGGCCUUGUAG